Phytophthora infestans T30-4 is the source of this 981-nucleotide messenger RNA. RefSeq names its product 3-ketoacyl-CoA reductase, putative. Bases 1 to 981 code for a protein of 326 amino acids. The transcript is spliced from 2 exons. The record is from RefSeq and is a predicted model, not a curated record. Lineage: Eukaryota; Oomycota; Peronosporomycetes; Peronosporales; Peronosporaceae.
AUGGCAUCUGAAGGACCGAUCUACAGCAAGCUGCAGCCAGCGUUAGGCUCUGUGGGGCGUCUGCUACGUCUUCUAGUGCUCGUGUACCUGAUUCUGUCUCUUCUCGAUGUGUUGUUGACUCGCUACCAUCGCCGGAACUUCUCGUCUUCAGAGCCCGAGCCUCAAGCCAAGCAUGUUGCGCUUGUCACAGGAGCGUCGUCCGGACUGGGCAAGGAGAUGGCAUACCAACUUGCCGGGAAGCGGUAUUCCCUUCUACUAGCAGCGAGAACAGAGUCCGUGCUGCAACGGAUGCAGAUGGAGAUCGAACAGGCCCAUACUGGGGUCAAGGUGUCGUUCUGCGCAUGCGACUUGGCCUCUGAGACGGGCAUUAACGCUUUAGUGGCACACGCAGCCAAGAACGGACUCGUUGUCGACAUUCUCGUGAACUGCGCCGGGUUCUCCAUCACCAGAGACUUUGUCAGUCUUUCGCAGACGCAGGUGACGCAGAUUAUGGCGCUGGAUAUGGCGGCGGUGGCGCAGCUUACACACGCGUUCGUGCCGCCGAUGGUGGAGCGUGGAGUUGGUAGAGUGCUCAACAUCGGCUCGAUGGCUGGCUCGGUCGUGACGCCAUCCGCCGUGUUGUAUAGCAGCGCCAAGGCUUUCGUUAUCAACUUCAGUCAAGGACUCGACUACGAGCUGCGCGGCACGGGCGUCACCGUCACGUGCUUCUGUCCGGGUCCGGUGCAUACGAACUUUGGACACAUUGCAGCUUGCGACGACGCUAUCUACAUGAACAUCCCUGGGACUGCAUGCACACCCAAGGACUGUGCGAUGCUGGCUCUACAGGCGAUGUUCCGUGGUCAGAUGAUGGCGUACGAUACCUGGUUUGCCCAAGUCUCGGCGUUCCUCGGCGCGUGCGUGUCCCCACGGCGUCUCCUUGCUGCAAUCUGUGCCGUGUGUAUGAACGCGCCUAACAAGGCGGCGCAAAUGCUUCGCAGCUAG